Messenger RNA from Gaeumannomyces tritici R3-111a-1, 5044 nucleotides. RefSeq lists its product as hypothetical. Gene Ontology annotation, cellular component: spindle pole body; mating projection tip; cell cortex. Lineage: Eukaryota; Fungi; Ascomycota; Sordariomycetes; Magnaporthales; Magnaporthaceae. Gene Ontology annotation, biological process: establishment of spindle localization; mitotic spindle orientation checkpoint signaling; nuclear migration along microtubule. The coding region runs from base 1887 to 4343 and encodes 818 amino acids. The transcript has 2 exons. The record is from RefSeq and is a predicted model, not a curated record.
ACAGCUUGGCCGGCAAGCCUGGCCUCGGCCGCAUCCGCCGCAUGCAGCGCGGGUGGAGUCACCCGGCAGACCCAGGGGUUCUGCAGAAGAGUGGAGAGCUCCAGUCCCUUGAAUUCGGGAAGAGACAAGAGGGAGAAAAAAAAAAGGGAGCUGUCGCAUUGCAUCCCAGUUGCAGGCUGCAACCAAUCUGGUUUCCACCUCGAUUCGUCUCCUCUCCAGCAGCAAGCUGUGUGGCCAGAGCUUUAGAUGAGCUCUGGCAGCCCAGCUCGGUUGGUCGUUGAGAAUUUGCACAAGCACCUGCAUGCAGUUGAGUCAACCGUGCUCGGCACCGCCAGUCAUCCGCGCAGCGCGGCGCCCUCCGCCAGCUGGAUUGGAUUGAUCGCACACAUUGCGACCCAGCCCGGGUCGAGCUCCAAGCCCAUAGCAACCCUGGUCCACCGCCACUGCGGCAGACUGGCACCACCAGCCCCCAACCUCGCCCAACCUAAGCUCACUAGCCCAAACCACCGCACCAUCCUGCCUGGCAACACACAGACAAGCCGACAGGAUCAGCGCAGUUGCUGCAAGAGGGUGCCAGCCGCGCGCACCCCCGGGGCCUCGGUUCCGCUCUUUCUUGGACGCACUGCCGGCAGCCAAACACGCUGCAGGAGGAAGACUCGUUGUAGGCUGCUGAUGUAGCACGCGUGCCCGUUUGGAGUAAAUGAACCCCCAUCCCACUGUACAACGCUACUGCCGUCGACAGCCAAGACGCGAGGUGCCAGGCCGACGAAGGGGGCAGAGAUCUGGGCAGCACGAUGCAGAUGCAGAUGCCGCCGUCGACCUGCACCAGCUCGAGCCCCAGAGAGCCGGCGCCAGGCGCGCCUGCAGCAGCAACGACGGGAGGAGCAACCGCCCCAGCACCAGAACCAGCCACCUCGUACAGUAUCGGUGAGGACACCAGCAACAGUAGCACGGCCACUCCGGAACACCGGGCCUCCACGGCCACGGCCAGGGAGUCUUGUGGUGCGCACGCCCACCACAAGAAGGACGGCAGUCUUACAGGAGGUCCCAAAGAUUUGGUAGAUUUGUGAGUACCGUAAGCUUUCUUAUUCUUGUUUUUUUACCCCCCCUAUUAUUAUUGCUGUUGUUAUUCCUCAUUUUAUUCUUAUCUUUAGUUCUGUUUCUAUACAUAUACCCAUACCUGUUCCUUGAAGGAACUGUCAUUUUUGUGGUGGGCGUGGUGCGUCCGCAACCAAAGCAGCAGCGAGCGCGACUCGGCCGUGCUCCGCUUUCCUAGCCACCAGCAGCUGGCGAAUGAGCCUGCCCAGGUAGCAGCACCUAAUGUUUAUCUGCAGAAGCCUGCACCCGACCUCGCCGGCAUCAACAACAAAAACAACAACAGCCACCUCGACGCCAUCCACCCCAGCCCGAACCAGUCCGACCACGCCGCCGCCGCCGCCGCCGCUGCCGCUACCACUGCCACCCUUGCGUCGUCAUCCUCGUCACCGUCCACGUCUCCCAUCCCUCGUCGCGUCUCUGCCAGGAAGCCCUCGCCUGGCCUAGCCGCGCGAUUGAAGGCCCUUGGCUUCGGCGGCUCCCGCAAGCAAUCCCCUCCACCGUCGGGCCGCUCCGACGCCAACGUCGGCCGCCUGCCCGAGGACCAGCUUAGGCAGCUCGACCAAGGCCACCAGGCCGGUUCCGAAGCCACUAUCGUCGAGCGCCGCGGCCGUCCGUGGAAGGGCGCACUCGUGCGCAUUCCCUCAACCAGCAGUCUGAAGGGGUGGUCGUCCAGGUCCAAGCCCGACAAGGAGCGCGCCUCUGCCGAGGCGUCGGAAGACGCCGGCCCGAGCCCUGAUCUCGAGCCGCCCCAUAUACUCCCCGAGAUCCAGGCCCCUUCUCCGCUGGACAUGGACACCAACAAGUUCCGCCUGCCUGACCACACCAAUGGCAAUGGCACCAAGGCCCAGCCGGAGACGCGUGAGCAGCACGUCGCAAGAGGGGGGCCAUCACCCCCUCCAUCUCCAGAGCCUAAUAGCCCACCACCUCCACCACCCCCAAAGGACACGCCUCCCCUGCCGCCCGCGGCCCCGGCCAAUGCGUCAUCUAUGGAGUUCAGCCCGGACUCGUACUUCAACCCCUUGGGGCUGCAGCGGACGGGCUCCAUAUACACCUUGUCGCGAGCGUCUUUCGCCAACCAGCUGGCUCAGCUCACCUCGCUCCAGCUGCCAGAUGCCGAAUCCUUGUCCGGCAAGGUUGCUGCAAUACCCACAGCCCAGGCCGCCGCCAGGGCCCUCAUAGGUGCCGCGGAGCAGAUUAGGAAUUGGAUCUCCAAGGCAGCAGAGGUCAUCGGCGGCCUCGACAGUGAGGAUGAUGUCGAGUGGUCGGCAGCCGGCGGCCGCGAGGGGCUGGAGGAGGUGGAGAGCGCCAUACAUCGUUUCGAAGGUCUCAUAAAAGUCUACCUCUCGGCCAUCGAGGAUUUGAACAGCCGCUUAGAUAUAGAAUCCGUCGCCCCCGAUGACCUCCAGAAGACGGUCAUGCAGAUGGACGCCAUUACCAAGGAGUGGGCUGGCAUACACGACACGCUGAGGACCGUCAAGCGCCAGGUCGAGAUUGCCAUGGAGUGGGAGGAGUUGUGGAAUAUGGUGCUGGGCGAAAUACAGAACGAGAUGGAGGACCUGAGCCGGCUCGUCUUCGAGAUGGAGGAGCGACGCCACAAGUCCAUCAUGGCCGCCACUAGCGGCACCGAGAACGUCGAUAUUAGCGACCUCGAGACCAUCGUCGAGGAGACGCCGCCGCCCGCCACCAGGUUGCAGGCGAAGCAAAACCGCUUCAGCCUGCCCGUGUUUCCCGCAAGCCCAAGCUCUCCAGUGCCUCCAAGUAUGUCUCAGGAGGACUCGAGGCUGCUGGCGCUUUUUGCUAGGAUGCAGCCCCUGCGCGCCUCGCUGGACUUCCUUCCUAUGCGGCUCUCAGCCUUCCAGGCCCGAGCCGACAAGAUAUUCCCCACGGCUUGCGACGAGCUCGAAAUGCGGCGGAUGGGUCUGGACGGCAGUUACCGCAAGCUCGAAAAGGACGCGGAGAACCUGCGACGGGAGCUGGGCGAAGACCGCUGGGUGCUCGUAUUCCGUGGCGCCGGUCGGCAGGCACAGAAGAUGUACGAGUCGGUCGAGCGGAGCAUGGCCAAGCUCAAGGAAGCCGUCGACGCCGGCAUGCACCUGACGAACGCGCCCAUGAUGGGCAAGAAGAUCGAGAGCUACGAGGCAAAGAAGACACACUACGGCCCGGCUGUGGAGCGUGUACUCUCCAUCAUAGACCGCGGCAUUAAGGAUCGGCUGACCGUCAACGGAGAGAUUCUACGCCUGCACACGGAGCUGCAGGCCAAGUGGGAAGAGCUGAAGGACCGCCUCCGCGAAAUGGAUUCCACGCUAGAGGAGGUUGCUGUCUCCCACAAAGGACAGCAGCUUCGCGACUCCAUCUCGAGCAUGCUAUCCAACGACCGCUCCACCCUCGGAAGCGGCCACGACACCCCUCAGAGCUCACCUCCGUCGUCCGUCAUAAUGUCUAGCCUGGGUCUCGACAUGGGCACACCCACAAACCAGAGCAUCAACAAGCGGCGAUCCUCUAGCAUGGGUAGCCACCUUCCCCAGCCGUCGAACCGACGGAGCUCGACGACGACGGGCGCCCUGGGGUCAUCCCUCACCCGAAAGCCCGUCUCGAGGCUGGCGACUACGGGCAGCCUGACGGUGCCAGGCCGCGACAGCUCAGGCUCCGUCACACCGCAGGCGAAGCGCACUCCCAGCCGCCCGCCGUCGACCAUUCCGGGACGCCCGCGCUGGAGCAUGUCCACCACUGGUAUCGACACUGGCCACAACUUCAAACCUCUACAGCCUGACGCGACCCCGUCACCCCAGACGAGCGCUUCGAAACUGCCGUUUCGAAGUCCCCUGAGCCGCGCCGCCUCGUCCUCACCCAUGCCUGAUGACACUCCUCCCCGAUCUGUAAAUCGCAUGUCUUUCCGCGAGAGGCUGGCGUCGCCGGGCCCCUACUCGCAACUGACGCUAUCCAAGACACGCCUCUCCAACCAGACACCGCUGCCUGCUGUUGGUAACAGGCGCGUGUCUAUGCCGCCAGAAAGGCCCGACGACCUGAGCGCCGGAUCACAGCGCUCGGUUAGCUCCCUGGCCUCGACUCGCAGGGCUAGCCUAUUCCCUAACCCUCGCUCUCCAAGCGAGCGGGUGGGAAGCGCUAUGGGCGGACGAAGCAGCCCGCAGGCCUUGGCGGGAGCCCGUGCUGCCAUGCGCAACGGUCACAGCAACGUCUCUGACCAGAAGCAGGCUGGGGACGGCAAGCCAAGAUGGAGAUUCUAAGCUGCUGUUCCUGGCUCGAAUCGCUCCAUCGGUUCGAUUAUACCUGCCUGGAAACAUCCUCCUUUACCUCCAAGAGAUGCAUGACGAGAUCACGGGCUUUCGAAUUCUCCUUCACAGCUCCCGGAGCUGAUACUGCUCUCGACUCGCACCAGCAAUCACUUCAUCGCGCGCGGCAUCGCCUUUACCGUUCCUUCUUCCAGCCAUCACCAAGGCUGUCCCUUUUCUUCUUAAUUUUUCAUUUUCACUUGUUCAUGUUAGCGGGGACGCCUUGGCCUUAUCCUUGUACACAGAGUGUUAUGAACAUGCGAAAUCCAACAGCGGCUCCGUUUCGUGGCAUCGACACGGCAGCCAACACUUUCUUGAACCUUGUUUGUUCGGUUGAUUCGUCUGUCAACCAGGCCAGAGUGUACGUAAUACGACGGAGGGAUGGAUAUGAGGCGUAGGUGGCAUCGUGCGUUCUUGGCGCACCUUCUUCAAGCUGUGUCAGAUGGACACUGUGCCGGGCCUGGGCGACCUACCUCCUACUUGUCGACCUAGACCCCUCCCUACGCGAAAUGCAGGGACGCGAUGGGGCAUGUUUUUGUUUGCUUUACAGAGAUCAGAGCGCAACCGAUACCCAAAACUUUUGUAAGAUACCGAUCAACAAGCGAAUCUAGACCUCAAUGACCCGGGUGGGUCAACGAGAGCCAAUACACCCACGU